This is a messenger RNA of Meloidogyne enterolobii, 1272 nucleotides long. NCBI's taxonomy places the organism in Eukaryota, Metazoa, Nematoda, Chromadorea, Rhabditida, Meloidogynidae. The record is from the annotation of a GenBank genome assembly.
GGAAGCUGAUUUUGAUCUUCCUAUGAAUUUUUUUGAAGAAGAGGAAGAGAAUUAAUUUGAAGAGGAUCGUGAUUUUUUUGAGAAAGAACAGGUUGAGUUGGAAAUUAUUAAGGACAGUGCAACUGUUGAAGAUGAGCCAAUUGAGGAAAAUCUUAGGGAAGUGAAGAAGGAAAAGGCCAACGAAUUAGGUCGCAUGAAAAUUGAUUUUGACUUCCACAGUCAACAAAAUUCUCUCGACUUUAAAAAGAAAAAUUUUGUGAAUUUUGAAAAAUCUUUGGAACCUUUUAUUGAGGAAAAUUUUAAGAAACCAAUAAAAGAGAAAGCAAGUGACUUAGGUCGUAUGAAAAUUGUUCUUGAUCCCUGUAAGCAAGAUGUUUUGGAAUUUAAAAGUAAGGAUUUUGAGAAUUUAGGCAAGGAAUCUGUGCCACUGAAAGAAUAUAUUGGAAAAGAAAAUUUUAGUGAAUGUGGAAAAUUAAAAUUUUCUUCUGAUCAAGUUUUGAAAUUCUCCAAAACAAGGAAAAGAAAGAAUUUUACUGUGAAGGUUAAAAAAAAUUGGAAGAAAAGUAUUAAGAAAAAUGGAAAUUUUAAGGGAAUUGUUAAAUCAAAUGUGAGGAAACAAUUUGAAGAAUAUUCUUUUUCUAUGCAAUAUUCUUUUCUGAAAAAGAUUAACUCAAAGAUGAAGCUUCUCAAAGUUUCUGAUUUAAAAAAAAUUAAUGCUAAGAUGAAAAAGGGAAAGAAGCAAGGAAAAUUCGGUUGGAGAAAAAGGAAAAUCAGGGGACGAUUUUUCCAUGGAGUUCGGAGGCGUCUUUGCUUGAAAGACAUGAUCACGAAGAUCAAAGCCUCUAAGCAAUUUAGGAAAUUUCUGAAGGAGAAUUACCAAAAAAUGCUUGACAUGAGAUCAAAAAAAAACUUGCCAUUUGUCUCGGUGACAAAGCAAGUUAUCCAGACGUCCCAAAUGGCAAUGUUUUUCAUCGAUUUGACUAGGAUACCCACCAAAACAAGUGAAUUUAAACCGGUCUCGGCGACCUGGGUUCUCACAUACUGUAUCCAUUAUCAUCCUAACACGACUGCCGACUGAAUGAACUUUUUCAAAAUAUUGACUUGACUUUCAGCCACCCAAAGACCUUUCGAAGAAGCUGAAGAAAUCGGCAAGGGACGCCUCAAUUUAAAGAGAGACUUCCAAUACUCCAAAGAUAUAAUCCCUCGAAAGAAAACCCCUAAAAAAUUGGGGUAAAACAAAAAUUUUUUCAAAAAUUUUAUCGUAUAUAAGCA